Molecule: messenger RNA, 2551 nt
Organism: Macroventuria anomochaeta
Lineage: Eukaryota; Fungi; Ascomycota; Dothideomycetes; Pleosporales; Didymellaceae
Exons: 3
Coding region: 203-2206 (667 amino acids)
Biological process (GO): regulation of DNA-templated transcription
Molecular function (GO): zinc ion binding; DNA-binding transcription factor activity, RNA polymerase II-specific
Source: RefSeq, a predicted model, not a curated record
UCGUUCUGUCGUCCUGGUUUAAUCAGGUGCGAAUGGGCGUUCUCUGAACCUCUCCAGCAUGAUGACACAAGGACCAUGCGAAAACAUCUCCCGGACCACAGAGUAACAUAUUGAACAUACAUAGUCCCAUUGGAUCCGCUCCGCCACCAAUCCACGCCCACGCGGAGGACGACUCUCUUGUCCACUGGCCUGCAACACCACCAUGGCCUCCACUACCACCACCAUUGCUCCCGUCAAGCGAGCCUGCGAUAGCUGCCAUCGAAGGAAAGUCAAGUGCAUAGGUGAAGGCACCAACCCGUGCAAGAACUGUGUCUCCGCAGGCCUAGCAUGCACAUAUAAUGCCAUUCCCCAGAAGAAAGGACCCAAAGGCAGCCGGGCCAAAGUUCUUUCUGAACUGCGUGAGAACCAACGAAACGCACAACUAGCUUCCGGCUUUCCACAAGAGCUCGGCCACGAUGGACGACCACUAUCUUCUCAGAAUGUUCGAACCCCAGGCCUGCUACCCCCCGCCCUCGUCGAGAGCUGCAUGGAAUUCUUCUUCGUCAAUGUCUACCCUUCACAGCCUGUACUGCACCGACAAAGGGCACAAGAAGCGGUCGUCAACAUGGACUGUUCUAUCGAAGCCUACUGCAUGAUCGUCUCUUUGUGUGCAUACGUCAUGAUUAAAGCAAACAUGAAGAUUCAACCUAACCUUCUCGAACGCCAUGAGAUGGCCCAGAUGUCCAAUGUCCAGUUCGGACACAUUCUUCUUGAGGAAUCCGUUCGCGUACGGAGAGGAUACGACUAUCGCGAGAACCCCACACACUGGACCGUCCUCACAUCAUGGCUGUACUGUGGGUGCUACUUUGGACUUGCGAAGGAAAACACAGCGUGGUCCUACCUCCGCGAAGCAACAACACAAGCACAACUCCUAGGAAUGCACGAUGAAGAGACCUAUAAGCACGAUCCACUCGAUGCUUCACGCAAACGUGUCCUCUACUGGUUGCUCUUCAUGGCUGAAAGGUACCAAUACCUCAGACUCAUGCGUGUCACAGCUGACCUUGAGUCCAGGACAUAUGCUAUUCACAAACACCGGCCAAUCACACUCUAUCCAACUAUCCAUCCUCCUUCCUUGGACGAAGUACCUUCAGAUCGACCAGUCGCCGUCGGCCUUGAGCUGAUGAUCAACCUGUAUAAGACCAUCGAUGACACGUUUGUGAACAUCUGGAACCGAGUUCACAGUCACGCAAACCCCUCUUGGAUCGCACAAUUGCAAACACAGCUCUCCGAGGCAGUUCCGGCAUAUCUUGAAUGCACUGAAGCUCAGGCCGUCGAAAUUCGCGUUACCCAACAGUGGCUACGAGCAAUGGUCUGGCAACUAUGCGUCUGCCAGGGACUUGUGAGCAGCGUUAGCCAAGACACUUCCAUGACAUUCAAAUUUCCGAUUCAGAUUUCGAGGGAUCUCCUGACUAUGACACACCAAUUCUCGCAGCCGGCCAUGGAGGUACACGGCGUUGGUCUGAUCGAAAAGCUGUUCGAUAUCGCUUGCUGCCUAACUGACGUGGUAGCUUGCACGUCGUUUUCGCCAGAUGCUUUUGCUCUGGGCCCGCGAGAUUAUGUUUCUCGCUUCUUGAUACUCAUCCAGACGUUGCGCGGUGGACAGUCCCGGUAUCUGCCACUGCUCCUCGCCAAGCUGCAGGAGGUACUGCCCAACCUCCCCCUUCCCCGGUCCCUGAACCUGCCCCAAACGCUCCCUACCUCGUCGAUCGGUCUUGGUGCUAGUGGUGGCAUGGUGCCUUCAAACGUAGGCAACGAGUUCUCAGCGCUUCCCUCUGUCAUCUCACCAACGUAUCCAUCGACUGAGUUGAUUCGCAGGCUCGCCGCACAGACCGGGGCUCAGCUCCCUUUCAGCACGUCUCAACAGCCUAUGGUUCCAGCUCCAAGCUCUCGCAUUGAAGAUAUGUCAAUCUAUGGCUCUACUCACAGUACGUCGCAUUCCUCCGGGUCUGCACCUAGGAGCAACUCGGCAACGCCAGGGCCUUACGAACCACCCAUGUCACAAGCGCGCGCGCAGAUUGUUGGCCAUCUCUCUGCUCAGCUUCCGUCGACCGUCACUCAGCAUAUUCACAUACAAUCACACAAUAUCGGUGUGAAUCCUACCGCUUACGACCCACGAUUCAACGUUCAGGGUUUCCCAGUGGAUCCCGCGAUGAUGUUCAAGCAAUAGACGAUGGUUCUUAAUACCCGGAAGGUCGUUCAUUGGGUAACACAAAAAAGAAGUUGUGUGGCACGACUGCCAAAAUCCUUUCCAUCGCGUACCAACCAAUCACGAUCAAAGAAUCGUAGGAGCCAGACCUCGGAAUACCGCACCUCGCAUUCGAACAAUGCCAUAGGAGUCGUUUUGAGUCAAUAGGCGACAGCCGUCAGGUAUGUCGAUAAAUCAUAAGAAGCUCUUUGGAGUCCUUGUGAAACAUCCAUAUUUACGGCGUACGGAUUCAGGUUCACCUCUGCAGCAUUUCAGCACAGCGUUAUUAGACGCGGGAAUGCGGACACGUCCACCACUGCCAGUAUA